AUGAGUUCGGAGCAGAGAUCAAUUCCUCGAAGAAAGUUUGUAGGAGCGAGAAGACAGGAUACCUCUUGCGAAACAUCAUGCAAUAAUAGUUCUAUAGUGCACAAGCCGAAAGGUAGGAUCAGCACUCGAGCCAUCAAUCACAUACCUGACGAUAUUCUGAAUGACAAGGAUCUGAACGAAGCUAUAAAGCUAUUGCCACAGAAUUACAACUUUGAAAUACACAAAACUGUCUGGAACAUCAGAAAACAUGGAGCUAAACGAGUAGCGCUUCAAAUGCCCGAGGGUCUUUUGAUGUAUUCACUAAUUAUAAGUGACAUUCUGGAGCAAUUUUGCAAUUGCGAGACUGUUGUUAUGGGUGAUGUUUCCUACGGGGCAUGCUGUAUCGACGACUACACCGCCAGAGCCUUGGACUGUGACUUUAUUGUCCAUUAUGCGCAUUCAUGCCUUGUCCCCAUAGAUGUCACUACGAUCAAAAUCCUUUACGUCUUUGUCACUAUCAGUGUCGAAGAAGACCAUAUAAUAAAGACAUUAAAGAAGAACUUCGCAGUUGGAGCCCGCUUAGCAGUUUUUGGCACAAUUCAAUUCAAUCCGACAAUUCACAGCAUCAGAGAAAAGCUUCUCUCUGAUGAAGCUCAUGUCAUAUAUGUGAUACCACCGCAGAUAAAACCACUAUCCAGGGGCGAGGUCCUGGGGUGUACUUCCGAAAGACUGAACGAAGAACAGUUUGACGCCAUGAUCUACAUUGGCGAUGGAAGAUUCCAUUUGGAAUCGGCGAUGAUCCAUAACCCGGGAAUCCCAGCCUAUAGAUAUGACCCGUACAACCGUAAAUUUACAAGAGAAGGUUACGACCAACGCCGACUCGUCGAGCUAAGAUCAGAUGCCAUAGCGACAGCAGCACAAGGCCAGACUUUCGGACUGAUAUUGGGUGCCCUAGGAAGACAGGGCAAUUUAGCCACCGUCGAAAAACUGGAGGAGAAGUUAACUGCUGCUGGAAAAACAGUUGUCAAGAUAGUAUUGAGUGAGAUCUUCCCUCAAAAACUAGCCAUGUUCGACAACAUAGACGUCUUUGUGCAGGUGGCAUGUCCCAGAUUAUCGAUCGAUUGGGGUUACGCAUUCAGUAAGCCCUUAUUAACGCCGUAUGAAACCAACGUUUUGCUCAAACAAGAUGUUAUGUUCACAGAGAAAUACUAUCCCAUGGACUAUUAUGAAGCGAGCGGUUAUGGUCGCGGGAAGACGCCUACCCAUGCGGUUCGAGAUACUUAA
Messenger RNA from Torulaspora globosa, 1263 nucleotides. It is a transcript of the gene DPH1, whose product is annotated as 2-(3-amino-3-carboxypropyl)histidine synthase. Gene Ontology annotation, molecular function: 2-(3-amino-3-carboxypropyl)histidine synthase activity. The transcript has a single exon. Gene Ontology annotation, biological process: protein histidyl modification to diphthamide. NCBI's taxonomy places the organism in Eukaryota, Fungi, Ascomycota, Saccharomycetes, Saccharomycetales, Saccharomycetaceae. Bases 1 to 1263 code for a protein of 420 amino acids. The record is from RefSeq and is a predicted model, not a curated record.